This is a messenger RNA of Pieris rapae (cabbage white), 1121 nucleotides long. Its product is annotated as protein FAM136A-like. NCBI's taxonomy places the organism in Eukaryota, Metazoa, Arthropoda, Insecta, Lepidoptera, Pieridae. The record is from RefSeq and is a predicted model, not a curated record. The transcript has 4 exons. Bases 121 to 564 code for a protein of 147 amino acids. Gene Ontology annotation, cellular component: cytoplasm.
AUUUACUAUUAUGUGAUCUGUGGAGCCAAAAACCGAGGUCGAAAGGUUGAGAGAUUAGCAAACUUUGCAAGUUGUUUUGUAUAUAUUUCUUUUUUAUAUAAAACAUAUAUUUGGUUCACAAUGGUUGAAGCACAGAAGUAUAGAAUUGAACAAGAAAUGACCAAUAUGGUCAAUGAAUUAGACCGGAGUCAUUUGAGAAAAAUGCAGGGUGAUAUGCACAGAUGUGCUGCAAGAUGUUGUGAUGACCCAAAUUCCUCAUUAGAAAGAGUCCAUGGCUGUAUAGAAAACUGUACCUCAUCACUCAAUCAGGCUAAUACUUAUGUUCAGAAUGAAAUCAAUGUUCUUCAAAACAGACUACAGAGGUGUGUUAUGGACUGCAAUGAUUCUGCAAGAGAUAGACUUGGACCAGAUCCCAGCCAGGAAACGAUUGACAAAUGCACAAUAGAUUUCGAGAAAUGUGCAGUGAAAUGUGUUGACAAGCACAUAGGUUUGAUUCCAAGUAUGCUGAAAACAAUGAGAAAAGUACUGGCUAGUGGGAAACCUCCCCCAGCUAGAUCUGAAUAAAAAUAUUGUAUGUAGUUUAUAAAGAGUAGCAGAUACGCAUUGACAAGGCAUCAGGUUUACUUUUACAUAGUAAUUUGCUAGCAUUUCUCAGGCAGUUCAAAUUGAAUGAAAAAUCUUAAUAUAAAGAAUUUUACUUACAAGUUUGCUAUUACUUGAUGCCUGGUUGAAAUUGCUUUGUGUUCUAUUAUCUAAAUUAUAAAUAAUAGCCAAUGUAAUCACCACUAAAAUCUUUAAAAGUUCAAUGGCUUCUACCUCUAAGAAAAAAAUAUUGCAUUUAUUUUUAUACUUAUGUUGCCCAUGUUAAGAGCUACACAUAAAAUCUAUGUACAGUGUAAUAAAAAUACAACAAUGUAGAGUGAAUUACAACAAAGUUUGUUUUACAGACUUUGAAUAUUUAAACGUUCCUCUUGGCCGUAGACCAACUUCCUUUUACACAUUUUUUUCUGUAUAGGUCAACUUACUGUUUUGUACCCUAAAUAGAAAGCGUUUCAAAAUACACUGAAAUAUUCAUUGUUACUGUAAACAUCUUGUAAAUAUAUGUUUGUUUAGUUUAGAAA